CCAUUAAUUAACCUUACCCCCGUCUAUCGGCACAGAUCUACAACUUCCACUAUUAAUAUCCACAUAAUCAUCUCUCCACGCCACCACCACCACCACCACCACCGGAAAUGAUCAUGGGUUCAUCUCUCAAACUUGCCGUAGUUUCCGCCACCGUCUUGUCCACCGCCGUCAUGAUCAACCUUUUAAUACCCUUGAUUAUGGAUGCUUCACUCCAAGACGUCCGUGGCAUAUGGUCCUCUCUCAUAUCUUGGCUCAAACCACCUUAUCUUUAUGUUGUCAUCAACUGUAUAAUCAUCACCAUCGUUGCUUCUUCACGGUUGCAAUCCAAGCUCGACGAUUUUCCACCGCCGUCAACUUUUCCGACACCGCCGUUUGAGCCUGCAGUCAAGGUGGAAGUACCACGGUUUCAUCAACCUCAAGUACCGGAAGUUGUACCGUUUGACGGCGUUGGAUUAGGGAAUGAACAGCCGGUGAAGGAGAACGUCGCCGGUUAUUCCAGUGAUCGGAAAGUUGUUCAAGUUCCGGAACGUGAUUUGAGUACGUAUGAUUUCAGGGAAGAAGAUAUGAAGACAGCGACGGAAGCUUACGAAGAAAUCACGAAAAAUAUGGCGAAUAAAUCUGUGAUCUCCAUGUCUUCUUGGACACCGUCGAAAAUAAGUCAAGUAGAUCUCUCCGUUCCGAUGGAGAAACCACCGGCUUCCACUAGAUUCAGCCGCCGGAAACCUACCAAAGCCACCCCGGAAGGUGGAAGAACGUUGGGAGUCGCGAAGCCAAAGCGGCAAGACACGCUGGAUACCACGUGGAAGACAAUAACUGAAGGUCGGUCAGUGCCGUUAACGAGACACCUCCGUAAAUCUGACACGUGGGAGACACACGGCCGUCACCACAACAACUCCACUGAAGCCGUCGAAAGGAUGACAAAAUCCGAUACGUUCGACGUCAAUCACGGCGGAGGUAGCUGCCGGAAACCACCACCUCCGCCAUCAAAACUGAGCCGCUCCGGUGGUUCAGGGAGGCUGAAAAAAGUACCGUCGUUGGGUCAGGAAGACUUGAACCGGCGAGUUGAAGCAUUCAUAAAGAAAUUCAACGAGGAUAUGAGAUUACAGAGACAAGAAUCUUUGAAUCAGUAUAUGGAGAUGAUUAAUCGUGGGGCCCAUUAGAUCGGCGACCGUAUAACCGCCGUACGCUUGAUCUGUUCAUCGGUUUAUCGACCAAUCAGAAUUUAGUUUUUUGUUUUGGUCUAUGUUUUUGUCCUACAAUAAUCGUAGACAUGUACAAUUUUAUUAUUAGGAUAAAUCAUUGUAUAUUUAGAUAUAUUAGAAGUAACAAUGUAACGAGAUGAAUUUUUAUUUUAAUAUU
Molecule: messenger RNA, 1359 nt
Organism: Cynara cardunculus var. scolymus (artichoke)
Lineage: Eukaryota; Viridiplantae; Streptophyta; Magnoliopsida; Asterales; Asteraceae
Exons: 2
Coding region: 108-1160 (350 amino acids)
Source: RefSeq, a predicted model, not a curated record